Messenger RNA from Vicugna pacos (alpaca), 2635 nucleotides. It is a transcript of the gene SOX8, whose product is annotated as SRY-box transcription factor 8. Gene Ontology annotation, cellular component: nucleus. The record is from RefSeq and is a predicted model, not a curated record. Gene Ontology annotation, biological process: morphogenesis of an epithelium; neural crest cell development; enteric nervous system development. Gene Ontology annotation, molecular function: DNA-binding transcription factor activity, RNA polymerase II-specific; RNA polymerase II cis-regulatory region sequence-specific DNA binding. NCBI's taxonomy places the organism in Eukaryota, Metazoa, Chordata, Mammalia, Artiodactyla, Camelidae.
AAGCCGCACGUGAAGCGGCCCAUGAACGCCUUCAUGGUGUGGGCGCAGGCGGCUCGCCGCAAGCUGGCGGAUCAGUACCCGCACCUGCACAAUGCCGAACUCAGCAAGACGCUGGGCAAGCUGUGGCGCUUGCUGAGUGAGAGUGAGAAGCGCCCAUUUGUGGAGGAGGCAGAGCGGCUGCGGGUCCAGCACAAGAAGGACCACCCAGAUUACAAGUACCAGCCGCGCCGGAGGAAGAGUGUGAAGACUGGCCAGAGCGACUCAGACUCGGGCGCUGAGCUGGGCCACCACCCCAGCGGUGCUGUGUAUAAGACUGAUGCCGGCCUUGGUGACACGCACCACCACGGUGACCACACAGGGCAGACCCACGGGCCGCCCACCCCGCCCACAACCCCCAAGACGGACCUGCACCACGGGGGCAAGCAGGAGCUGAAGCUGGAAGGGCGCCGCCUGGCGGACAGCGGACGCCAGAACAUCGACUUCAGCAACGUGGACAUCUCUGAGCUGAGCAGUGAGGUCAUCGGAAACAUGGACACCUUUGACGUCCAUGAGUUUGACCAGUACCUGCCCCUCAAUGGCCACUCAGCCCUGCCCUCAGAGCCAGGCCAGCCUGCGGCCACUGGUUCCUAUGGAGGUACCUCCUAUUCGCACUCCGGGGCGGCUGGCGUCGGGGCGUCCCCCGUUUGGGCCCACAAGGGAGCCCCGUCGGCCUCGGCGUCACCCACUGAGGCGGGCCCCCCGAGACCGCACAUCAAGACGGAGCAGCUGAGCCCCAGCCACUACAGCGACCAGUCGCAUGGCUCUCCAGGGCGCACUGACUACGGCUCCUACAGUGCCCAGGCCAGCGUCACCACGGCCACGCCUGCUGCGGCUGCCAGCUCCUUUACCAGUUCGCAGUGCGACUACACUGACCUGCAGACCCCCAACUACUACAGCCCAUACCCCAGCUACCCGUCUAGCCUCUACCAGUACCCCUACUUCCACUCGCCCCGCCGGCCCUAUGCCUCACCCCUGCUGGGUGGCCUGUCCGUGCCACCUGCCCACAGCCCCCCCAGUAACUGGGACCAGCCCGUGUACACCACCCUGACCAGACCCUGAGGGCACACAGCCGCGUGGAGGGAUCAGCGUCUGGGGAGGACAACCUUUAUCUCGGCAAGGACAGAGCCUCCCUCUGAAGGCUUCCAGAAGGUGUGCGAGGCGAGGGGAGGAGAGGUGGUGCCUACGUGUGCCACGGCUCCAUCAAGUGCCUGCUGGAGUCUGCGGGAAGCCAUGCUUUGUAAACGACUCCCCUCCGCUUCCAGAUUUCCAAACUCUCAUCCACGGACAAAGCCCUCUUUCCCUUCUCUCUCUUUGUGGCAACUGCAACUCUGAAGGACAGCCGUUGGGUCCUUCUCUGAGCAGACCCAGCUUCUGGGUUUUGCAUCCCAGAGGAUGCAAACCGGCAGCCACAGCACAAAGGACAAAAGGAGUGAAGAGGCGUGAGGUCUCCAGGUUGCCCGAGUUCUGAGGUCCCAGCCAGCCUUGGCACUGAGAACUCCCCAGGACUAACAACCUGCAUUCCCGUGGCGAAUCGGCAGCCACAGCCCGGCGGGGAUACAGGGAUGCGCCCGCAGGAGCACCUCUUGGGACCAGCCUGUUAGACCUGAGGUGUUCCUUAUAGUUAGGGUUCUUCCGAGCAAGGUUUGGCUGUGAUUAACAUUUCUCUCUUUAUUUUAUUUUUUUAAUUUUUAUUUUUGAAGCUUAAAUGUGUUUGAUUUGUUUGGGAAGCCAUUAAAAUGUAUUUAUGUUCUGUAUUAUUUUAUCUUUAAUUAAUGAAGUUAUCUGUGCAGAGAGUAGAAUUUAAGACAAAACGGAAGCCAGAGGGCCUAGGGUGAGGGGGCUGGGGCCGGUGUGGGGCCAGUGAGGGUGGAGGCCCUGGCUCUGGGUGUUUUAGAGGCUGGCUGCUGGGAGAUGUCAGGGAGAGCCCUAGCUCCAGGCCCCCAGGAGGUGGCCAGGACCCCAAGGCAGAAGAAGGGAUUUGUCUUAUGGUGUCUCUGAUCAGGUUGGUGUGCCCUGGCACCCAGCAGUAAGUCAAGGCUUAGAAGGCAGGGCACCAUUGAAUUUCAUCCCUGCCCACAACCAACUGUGCCAAGUGGUGGAGGCGGGAAUUUCCUGGGACGUGGUGGCUUCAGAAACGCAUUAAUCUCGGCUCUUAGGAACCAGGCGCCACCUACAAGCUGUGAAACUAAAACCUUCUCCACUAAGCGAUUUUAGAGUCUUAGUUUUAGAAGAAUAAUACCUGAUUUACCUGUCCUGCUUCCGCUGUUUGCUGAGCAAUGAUAACUGCCUACUUUCUGGAAACUUGUGCCUUUAAAACUUUGUAAAUUUAAGUACAUCUCAGAAGUUGUUUCUUUUUACUUUUUCUACUUUUUCCUACCUUUUUCUAGAAAAAAAAUUUUUUUUUUGGUGUAUCUCUUCCUGGGGGUGGGGGCAGGGAACUGCAGCAAACUCAUUUUUAUGCAAUCUAUUUUUCAGUGUUGAGUUUGGACUUUCGCUGUCACUUACCUGCUGUGUUUCGCUACUUUCUGACCAAGCAACGCUAACUUUUGUACAGAUCAAUUUGAUAAAAUUAAAAAAUACAUUUUAUCUACAUGGG